GGAAGCGGAAGGCGAGUGUCUCCAGGGCGCACGUGGGCCUACGCAAACAUCUUCCACCGGCUCGCAGGUCCUAAGCAAAGGCAAUUGCUACGCUUAUCAGCCGUUCAAUGGGCUGCGUAUACCGGAGCCGCAAUCUCCUUUCCUAUAAUGCCAUUCCCCCCCCCCCAAAAAAAAAACCUCAACAACAACAACCAAGAGCGUUUAUUUUACCUUUGUUGAUAACACUGUUUUGUGCUACAAUUAUUUUAUUUUUAAAACUCCCAAGGAAUGUUCUUAAAAUAUGUUGCUUUCAUAUCGCCACCACUGGGUGGGCAGCCUUGUUAAGUAUUUACAGCGCUUGAAGACUAGCUGUUAUUUUUAUUUUUUAUGUGAGGAGGAGCUAUACAAUUCAAUCUUGAAAGUAUUUUUAAGAACAGGCCUUUAGAUCGAACCUCCCCUUUUCACACACUCGUAACAGUUUUAGAUUUCAGUGGAAAGGCACAAGGAAGUGGCAUAAAGUGGUACCUUGGGUUACAUACGCUUCAGGUUACAGACUCCGCUAACCCAGAAAUAUUACCUCAGGUUAAGAACUUUGCUUCAGGUUGAGAACAGAAAUCAUGCUCUGGGGCGCGGCGGCAGCAGGAGGCCCCAUUAGCCUGAAGUGGUGCUUCAGGUUAAGAACAGUUAAGAACAGUUUCAAGUUAAGUACAGACCUCCAGAAUGAAUUAAGUACUUAACCUAAGGUACCACUGUACUUUAUGAUGAUGAUGACUGAUUAUUUAAUUUUUGUGCUGCUUAUUUAAAAUAUCUCUUAAACAGUUUACAAUAAGCUGAAACUGCAACAGCAGACAAAACAAAAUAUUACAAAAAUACACAUAAAAAUGUUACAUUAAUAGAAAGUUACCACUAUAUUUAAAUCCAUAUCAAUGCAUUUUCCUUCUGACAACACCCUCCCUCUCAGCACCCAGGGUCGAAACAAACUCCCAGCUCACCAACAAAAGUUUCACAACGAGAAGAGUUCCUGGAAACCUCAGAAAUCACCCUAGCCUCUCGGAGAAUUGCAGAUCCAAGGUGGAUGGGACUUCCUCAGGCUGCUCUCGACUGUGUCCCACUCAGCUGCACUCUCUACUCCCAGUUCCAGGUACAGCAGGUUUGCAUGUGUCUUUAUCAGAUCUUGGGAAAUACUUUUCUCUCCCUUCAGGGCUUCUGAAUUGGGGUGGGGACUAUUGUGAGGGAAAAGAGUGCGUGUGUACUGCUGGAAAGGUAUAGAUUUGGAGAAGGCCAAUACUUGGGGGCGGGGGUUGAUUGGGAAUGGCCUGUAGGUACUAGUUGUACAGAAACCUGGCAAGAAAAUGGGGACAGGACAUAAUUUCUAGGUUCUUACGUUACUCUGCUAGUAUGGGAUCUUCAGCAGCACCACUCCUGCGUGGUACAAGAGUGUAUCUUAAUGGUUAGCAUUGGCACAGGAAGAAGCUGUGAUGUGGGCUUUGUUACUCAUGGUCUGGGCUUCUCACUGUUACCCCAACAAUGCAAGAAGGAGCAGCACUGCAGCACUUCCAACGUUGUUGGGGUAACAUGAGUACGGGGCUUUAAGGGGCAGCCUGGAAGCCAUAUAAUCUGCUCAGGAAAUCCUGUUUCAAAAUGCAUUAUACAUGACAGCUUCUCUCUUGCAAGGCAGAGGUGUUCUGCACAUGUUCAGAGGAACUCUAUUUCACUUGUACCUCACAUCACUCAAUCAAUUCACUUUUAUUAUCCCAGAAAACCAGUUUUCCACCCAGGUUCUCUCAUGUCAGUUCACAUUCAGUUAAAUUUCCUCCAAUCCCAUAGUUGACUGCUCAUUGUCAAAUCUGUCCUCUCAUAUACAGUGGUGCCCCGCAAGACGAAUGCCUCGCAAGACGGAAAACCUGCUAGACGAAAGGGUUUUCCGUUUUUGAGUUGCUUCGCAGGACGAAUUUCCCUAUGGGCUUGCUUCGCAAGACGAAAAUGUCUUGCGAGUCUUGAGAUUUUUUUUUCGCUCCCCCCCCCCCAUUUCUAAGCCGCUAAUAGCCUUUUAGCAGCUAAGCCGAUAAACCGAUAAGCCUUUAAUAGCCGCUAAACCGCUAAUAGCGCUAAUCUGCUAAGCCGCUAAUAGGGUUGCUUCACAAGACGGAAAAACCGCUAGACGAAGACACUCGCGGAACGGAUUAAUUUCGUCUUGCGAGGCACCACUGUACUUUAGAGUAGGAAUAUUAGGGAGUUCAUGCCUGAAUUGGAAACUCAAAGGAACUGUUUUUUUCAUAUACUCAUGGAUAUCUCAUCAUGCUGUGCCAGUCCUACUAGUGGGACGCGGGUGGCACUGUGGUCUAAACCACUGAGCCUCUUGCCAAUUUGAAGGUCGGCAGUUUGAAUCUGCUCAAUGGGGUGAGGUCCCAUUGCUCUGUCCCAGCUUCUGCCAACCUAGCAGUUCAAAUCACACCAGUGCAAAUAGAUAAAUAGGUACCACUGCAAUGGGAAGGUAAACAAUGUUUCCGUGCGCUCUGGCUUUCAUCACAGUGUCGUGUUGCACCAGAAGCAGUUUAGUCAUGCUGGUCAAAUGACUCGGAAAGUUGUCUGUGGACAAACGCCAGUUCCCUCGGCCUGAAAGUGAGAUGAGCACCACAAACCCAUAGUUGCCUUUGACUGGACUUAACCAUCCAGCAGCCCUUUACCUUUUAUCUUUACCUACUAAUCUUAAAACAAUUUUUCAUCUGAAGCAAAAAGUAAACAUAUACCACCCCAUCACAAUAAUGCAAGUUGAGUGGGUACAGUUUGUCUCUUAUGGAAUCUGUUGCCUAUAACCAGAGCUUCUUUUUAUCCAGAACUCACCGGAACUCAGUUCCAGCAUCUUUCAGGCGUACACCGUUGCCAUGAUAAGAGAACAAUGGAGGCAUUCAUGGUGAGUUCUGGCACUUCUUUUUCUAGAAAAAUAGCACUGCCUGUAACAAUUGCUUCCCUUUGCUUUAUAGCAAGGCGGCCCAUCUCAUCACACCAGUAAUGUAUUCCUCAGUGUAACUGAAAACUGCCGGGAUGCAGUCCUGUCAUCUUCCAAGAGCAUAAUGCUUUCCAGUGUUCCUGGCCUGGCACUGCAUGGUAUUUCUUCAGUUCCUGAAUGUGAUGUCUCUGAAUGAAAAACAAGUACCGCUGGGUGUAUGGCAGUGGUGAACGCAAUUCAUGCUGCUCUGAAAUUCUUCAAGGACAUCUGUGUAUCUAGCCCCCAGCCAAGCACCUCCUCUCUCCCAGCCCCUUCUGGGUGGAGAGACCUUGAAUGAGAGAUAAAGUAUGCCACAGCCAGCCUGGGGAUAAGAGAUCUGAGAGAACAGAGCUACAGUAAGACUGUCAUAGAUUGGAGUAGAACAACAGCUGGAGUCACCUGAGAAAAGGCAGAGUAUCACCUGGUGGGAAUUCUUGGUGCAGACUUGUUGGGAAGGGGGGUGUCAAUGUCUAUUAAGUUCAGUUUCUGCAGUUGGUCAGUAUAGCUGGUGUUUUGUGGAGGGGAGGCUCAUGAGAAAUAUUUAUCACAAUGAAGUUAGAGCCGAAAGGUUCUGAACAAGGAAGGCAAAGUUGUGCUACUGCUUCCUAGAACAAAGUCUUGGUGGAUUCCUGAGAGGCCCAACCUUGGCAAGGUGUCAAAUCACCUUUGACUGAACCACCUUUUGUGGGUGAGACUGUGAGAGGUUUUGAAUCUUGCCAAGAUAAGCAUGAUCUGAUCUGAGUUGUUCCUAAUCUACUACCACCACCCCAAGGCUGUUUUUCUUGGAUGUGGGAAGGUGAGGAGUAUAUGGGAGGGAAUUGCACACAGCCUGUGUGGUGGCAAGCAGGGGAUGACGGGGACGUUGUGACCAGCUUUAGAAUGCAAGCGCCACUGCUUCUGAUGGUGGACUCAAAAGCUUGGACCCUGUUCCAGAGGACAAUUAGGGGAGGAGAACAUCCUGCCAAGAUUUGGCCCAACCAAAGGCAUUGCCUUCCCUGUUUUGCCACUUUCUGGAAUCAACAAGGGCUUUCUAAAUACCGUAACUAUUUUUAUUGAGAGAUUAGGGUGGUGUGGCUGAAUCAUGCUGGGUUUCUGUGGCUUGUUUUUACAAGUUUAACAAGGCUUGGGUGUGUGUCCUUUUCUAACCAGUGUGUUGGAAAGCAACAAGACUCUUGCUGAGAUUUCAUCCAUGUGAUUAAUGUGUGUGGCUCACCAGGACUGUGCAAAAUAGGCUGGCUCCCAGAGAGGAGCUUUCACCUGUUUUGUUCCUUCCCCAGGCUUUUUAGCUCAGUUGGUUAGCUAAGCUGCAAUAUGCAGCCAGUAACAAAUCCUGGCUGUCCUGUAGAUAAUUGUUACGGAGGCAAGAGCUUAAUCAGUAUCCCAAGUUCAGACAACUCACUAAGCCACCCUUGGCUUUGGUGCUGCACCCCACUGAGCUAAAGAGGCCACAGAGGAGCGGCUGUAAUCUUCUCCCUAGUAGCCAAUUCACACUAAACUAUGGCUUUGCUUAGCAUUAGAUAUGAAUGCAGCCAGAGCUGUAAAAAAAUGUGGGGGAGAAACUAACAGUGCUUCCGGACGUUCACUAUCUUGCAGAAGGGAUGCAAAUACAUGCUGGAAAUUUAGAUUUGAUACUACCCUUGCUGGUACCAUUCCCAGGAAAAUCAGAGGCUCACUAUGUCAGGUUCCUAUUGGAAGACCGGACAAAUGCUAGAACAUUAGCAGUGGCAAAGUUUUUAUUGGUGGUUGCAAGAACAAAUGAUCCCUAUAUUCUGAACAAAAUGCUUGUUUAACCUGGAGGUAGGCUGUGUGAAUUGUGUAUUGCUUUGUAAUGAUUUGUUGGGUCUCUGGACCGUAAUAGAGAUUGAUGAUGAUGAUGAAAUUUAGAUUUGCACAGUUAAAGCAGAUUAAAGGAUUCUGGGCAACAAAUCCACUUCACACAAAAACACCAGACUUUUUGCAGUUUGGAAAGUGAUGGGGAAAUGCACUGAAAACAUGUGCAAUGAGCAAAUGACUAAUGGGAAGACGUAUAAACACCCUGCAAGCAAAUCUGAAUGGAUGCUAAUUGUCAUAUAACUAACUACCCUGCAAACAAAUCAGAAUGAAUACUCAGCAAAGACUAGCUAAAGUAUAACUUCUGUGUAAACUUUGUGCAAGCAAAUCAGGCUAAAUGUCAACAAACAGGGGUCUCUGGGUUAGGAAUACAGUUUGUUGCAUAAACUGCAUAUGAGAAUUCUCUGCUUUUAGUUUGCUGACAACAGAGGAAGACAGUGCUUUUUUUCCUCUUUGCUUUUUGAACAGUUCUUAAUUUCUAGCAAAACUUAUACUGGAGCGUUCAUCUAUGUAGGAAACAUGCCGUCACAUCAUCAGCCUUGCUUUGUAUUUAUAAAAGUAUAGGGAAAGGAAAACUGCAGUUGUUUAGUAACAAGUGAAAAACAUAUGCUCAGAUGCACACUAUUCCUAAAUUCUAAGUGCAAGGAGGAAGGGGAAGCUGCAGCUGUUAAGCAGCAUGGGGAAUUACUCUGAAUAUGCUCAGAGGCACACUCUUUAUUAAUGUUUAACUUUUUGUGCAUUCUCUCCCAUGGUUAUCUGACUCAUAUAGUGCCCCACUUGUAAAAUGGAGCCAAUAUCCUUUAAAAGCAAUAGGGUGCCUAUAUGUGUCUUAACGUAUGUGAAUUGCCUUGUGGCCUGUGGCUUACCUGAUUGUUUUUGUCUGGUCUAGAUAUUUGCUUGCAUUCAUUUUUAGAUCCCACUUUCUGCUUGAGGCAUGUUUCAGUCCAGAUUGUGUUGUCUUCACCAUUGUCUGCCAAACCAGAGUGCUUGGCUGCCAGACUCCUUCCUUGGCCCUAUCUGCUCAUCAAAUUAUGGUGGGACAACACAGUACUAGGCAUACUCAGUGCUUUUUCCCCCAGGGGGUACUCAAGGGUACGCAAUACCAGCACCUCCUUUUGUUGUUGUUAAAAAGUGUGGCGCUUACUGUAACAAUUUCAUGGUACCGGCACCUAUUUUUCUAGGGGGGGAAGCACUGGGCAUACUGUGUACCAUUCAGGUCACCUCCCUUAAAAAUAUAUUCUGUAGAGUUGGAAAAGUUUCAGAAAAGGUGAGGGCAACUAAAAUGAUCAAAGGGCUGGUACGACCAUCUUAUGAGGAAAGGUUACAGCAUUUAGGGAUUUCCAGAUUAGAAAAAAAGGUGUAUAAGGUAGGGACAUGACAGUGAUGUCUACAAUUAUGCAUGGCAUGGAGAACGUAGAUGGAGAGAAGUUGCUCUCUGUCUUCCAGAAUAUUAGGCCAUCCAAUGAAGCUGAAUACUGGAAAAUUCAGGGCAGACAAAAAGAAGUACUAUAUAAGUACUUGCUCUCACAGGAUGUGGAGAUAGCCACUAUUUUGGAGGUGUAUGAGAAAUGCAUCUGAAAACAAAAUGUAUUGAGGAGUUAGUGAUCUGACACGGUUACCCUUCCUGCCUCUGUUCCUUCCCCCUCCCUUGCUCUUGUUAAGUUUUUUGAUGCUGUGAGAACAGUCUCUAAUGUCCUGAGAACUUUGGGAGGAGGUGAAGCCUCACACACAGCUGCCUUCAUCAGUUGUGGAGGAUAAUUCUGGGUGCCUUCUUUGAUGCUGGACAUUGUUUUGAGAAAGUGAGGCCUUGGGAGGGGGUGGCUGUUGGAUGAUCUGCACAUAGCCAGUCUUGGAAGCCACACAGGUUGUCUAUAAUAUCGAACGGUUUGGGCAGAGUUUGUUUGAAGCUCAUGCACGGACUGAUCGGCCACAGGGUCAUGCAAACUGAGGGUACCUGGGGGAGUCGCUUCGCCGCUUCUUGGGGGCUUCCAAGUGGCAGAUUGAAGUGCUUGCUUGGUAUAUGUAUACCUUGCUUGCUGUUUUAGAAUAAAAUCUUUAAACUUCUCGCUCACUUGUGUAUUUUGUAUUGCUUCUGAAUCUCAUUUUAAAAGAACCACCUUGCCUUUGGCAAGACAGGAGGAUUAGACAAAUUCAUGGAGGGCAGAGCUAUUCAUAACCACUAGAUAUGAUGGAUACCUCCACUGUCCGAGACACCUCUGCAUACCAGUCAAUGGGAACCACAAAUAGAGGGAGUGCUGUGGCACUAGGCAUCUGGAUGGCCACUGUGAGAACAGGAUGCUGGACUAGAUGAGCCUUUGGUCUGAUCCAGCAGGUCUCUUCAUAGGUUCUUAAUGACCAUGCUGGGAGUUGUACUGCAACAAUAUCCAGAGGGCCACAGGAUAGCAACAACCCUUGCUGUAGCUGAAAUCCUGGGCAGCUGAUAUGUGAGUGUGUCUUUAAGCAUCCAUUACUGUCACUUUCAAAUACAGGGCACUAGGGCAUCCAUGUAGGACAAUCCUAUCUAUGUUUACUAAGAAGAAAGCCUUCUGAGACUUAGAGGCUGCAUCUGGCCUGCUGAGGGAAGUUCUUUUUUUUUUUUUAAGUUUUUAUUAACAAUUUCAACAUAACAAAUUAUCAAAACAUAUCAUAUUCAUUAUUUUCCCCCUCCCCCCCCCCGAGACUUCCCUGCUGAGGGAAGUUCUUAUGGUCUUAAGCUGCUCUCUUCUACUUUAGGCUGAAGGGAGGUGGCCAGGAUGGGCUAUUCAGCCCUAGCCACCUUGCUGCUGCUCCUGGCAAUUGCUGCUACGCUGGCAGACGUGGCUGAGAACAGGACCAGAAUAUGCCAACCUGCACCACUCUGGAAGAUCAAUGGGGUGGCCCCCAUGGCUGGGAUGGAGGGCCAAGUGACAGUGGUGGCACUGUUGAAAGCCAGCUGACAGUUCUGUCUCAAGCAGGCCGCCAGGUGAGUUCACAGAGAAGAUUGCCUGAGUCAGGAGCUGUUAGGUUGCAGCCACACCAUACAUUUGACGCACAUGGCUUUCCCCAAAGAGUCAUGGGAACUGUAGUUUAAGAGUGCUGGGAACUGUAGCUCUGUCAGGGGGUAAAUCACAGUUCCCAUAAUGCUUUGGGGAAAGUCUCAUGCUUUAAAAAGAUGGUCUGGAUGUGACUAGAAAGGCAGAUAUGUGUUGGAACCCUGUAUCUGGUGUUCAGUGGCAAUAUCACAACUCUUAAGGUCACAUCUUUGCCCCUAGGCUUUCUACCAGGAAACACAGAACUGAACUGAUUGUCUAUAAGCUCCAGUUCAACAAUCAAAAUUUGAGGCCUGGGCUGCAGCAGGCCAGAUAUAACACGCUUAUAGAUGGUGGAUGCAAUUUCCCUGGUGAAUUACAGCUCAAGCAUAAUAUGUAUCAUUUAACCUAUUGCUGGAUCUAUGUAGCAGGGACCGCUGUAAUGGCAAGUCCAGUGAACUGAUAAAUGAAGGGGCCUCCGUCCAGCAGUGCAGGCUCAUAUCCCACAUGGUAUGUGCAGAGGACAAGGGCUGGAACCUAUAUCUGUGCACCUCAUUUCCAAAACGUUACUUGUUCUUCCUACCCACCAGCCUUGGCAGCUUGCAGAGGAAGCUGUCACUUGAAGGAGUGACCAAUGUCAGCUUCAUGAUUGUGAAUGAGAAGACUCCUUUCUCCAGGGCCAUGUACUGGGAGCUCAAACGGCAUGCCCCAGAGGGAGUUCCUGUUUACCAGCAGCAGAUUCUGGAGCCUGACGUCUGGCAAAUUCUAGAUGGGGACAAGGAUGACUUCCUGAUCUAUGACAGGUCAGUGCUUAAGGGAGCAAUGCUAACUCCCCACCCACCCAGACUGAUAGGGUUUUUGGAGAGUCAGGGCCACUGCUGUGCAUAGCAGCCGGGGCAGAAGGGAGGGAAGGCAGAUCACUGAGCCAGCUUGGAGCUGGUGCAGCAAUUGAGCCUGGAAGAAGCCCAGUUCUGGCAGUGGGACCAUCUCAGGAUCCAAUGGACUGCAGGGCGGCUCAGUCCAGCUCCUUCCUUGGCUGCUGAAAGCCCCUGCUGCCACCAGCAGGGAUCCCAUCAGCAGCACUAGCGGGGGCAGAAGAGGGUGCUCCGUAGGCAGCUGCUGAUGGGAGGCCAAUGGGGGUCUGCAGGCCUGGGCAGAAGGAAGGAAGGAAAGUAAGACAUAUGGAAUUCAGGAUUCUUGAAUACAUUAUCAAAAAGUCUGUUUGAGGACACAUCUGGAAAGAAAGGACAUACCAUGAUGUAAGUGUUUCUCUUUACCAUCAUGUCUCACAACUGUUGGUGAGGAAAACCAGAUUCUUCAGGCCAGGUUAGAUUCAUUUCCAGUGUAAAUUAGUGGAUUACAGGCUCUCCUGACACUAACUUUAUGUCCAUUUGUUUCAUGGCUCUCGGGCUUUGCAGGUGCAGCAGGCUGGCUUUCCACAUCCAGCUGCCAUACAGUUUUCUGCACUUGCCCUAUGUUGAAGCAGCCGUGCGGUACACACACAGCAAAGACUACUGCGGCAAUUGUUCCUGGUACCCCUCUAACAGCAGCCAGGAGGUAGGGACUUGAAUCCCCUCAUCAACUUCCUUUUCAACUAUUUUAUUUAAGCCAGACAUUUCCUCAUUUGCCCAUCCUGAACCUCUGCCUGGGAAUUCUAGGUUUCUGAUCAGAUCGGUCUUACAGUAGGGAUGUGGAAGGAGAAGGUGGAAGGGAGGGUUUUAUUAUAUUGGGCCACUACAGCAAGCAAGGAGAAAGGAUGUUGAGAUACCACAAAGCAUCUUUCAUCUUGGCAGGAAGUAAACCAUCUUGAAAUAAAAACCUCAGAAGCAAAUUGCAGAUGGAGACACCAGGUCUGCCGCAGUCACAGAUAGUGUAGCGUGGAGGGGUCCAGGAGAACCCAGGUGGGAGGACAUGCUAACACCCCCCCCACACACACACUUUCAGCUUCUCACACUCCCCCAAGUGCUUGCCCUCCCCCAAGUGCUUUUUUCCCCAGUUGAGUUCAGAUACUAAAAGUGAGAUUGACUUGGAGAAAGACACUUUGGAACAGAAGCUGUGUGGCAUCAAGUGCAGGAAAGGUUUGGUUCCCCUCACCCAGGCACCCCUUUUCUCUAAAGUCAACCCCACCUUCCUGUUUUGCACAUGAUGGGGCAAGACCUGGAUCUGCUGCUAUCAUGUACUGCUUGAGCCUCACCCAGUAGCCAUUGUCUGCCCUCAGUUAUUGAAAAAACACCCUUAAUUUGUCAGGUUGAAGUGCUUCCUGUUUCCAAUGAAUGGGAGCAUAUUGUUCCUUGGACAGAAGAAAUAAUAACUGCUGUCUUGUCCUGUGGUGUCACUUCCUGCCCCAUCAGUGAUCUGAAAGUUCAUUCCUCAAGGUGGGAUUGCGGGAGGGCCCUGAUGUAUUACCUAUUUUAGUUUUUUGCUGCCCCGAUAGCCAAUGCAGCAAAAUAUUAUAAAUACCUUUUAAGCCAUUUCGACCAUACCGAGAGUGAAGUCAAACAGAUCUCCUUCCAGGAGUCGGUGCAGGUUUUUCUGAUCUGGAGAAAUCAAACCUUCUUCCCUCCCUGCUCUUUUGAGAGAGAUAUAUACUUGGCUUAAACUCCUGUGCAGCUUUUUGCCUCUCAAACUUUGGGCUUUUAAAAACCAUUUCUACGCCUAAACAUCCAGCAUGUUUACUCAUUUAAACUUCUAUUUUACACAUUCUUUAAAACCACUUUUUAAGUGACUGCCAGUCAAUCACCAUUCUUCACAGCCAAUUUCUCCUGAAAACAGAAAGUAGCAGUUGUUCUGAGCUCAGUUGAUUUUGGAAGUUUACAUAUUUUGUCAAAAAGGGCUGAAUGCAGAUCACUUCAGAUAUAUACAUCCAUCUUCACUUUUAAAAAUGUGUUUCUGUCUUCACCCUAAGCCCAUCAGUAUACUAGAAUCUUUCAUUACCUUCACAGGUGAAUAAGACAGCAAGUACUAACGUGACAACAACUGAGGCAUCUGGACACAAAGAGAAGCACCUGGAAGAACCCAGGUACCAUCACGAUGAGCCAAGCCAAGAAGCACCUAACACCAAGCACACAGCCCAUCACUAUUCACAUCAUGGAGGAGUCGGCAACCAUAAAGCCUUGGGUUUGAGCAGUACACACCAGCCAGUUCUCCACUCUCAGAAUCACUCACAGAAGCAUCAAACAAGGGAAUCCCCAUAAAACAUUUAAACUUCAAUGUAUGCAACCCCCAACUGUUAGCCAUAAGCAUACUUAGCACUAAGCAAGCUUUUAAGAAGAGCCAGGGGGCAAACUUACAUGCAUCAGAAGGAAGAAAUAUGAUGGCUCAGUUUUCAGCAGGGGAAGGGAAGUGAAUGCUCCACUCCCUAAUCAUUCAAGGUCUCUCAACAGAUAGCAGAGGACACAACAAAAACUUUUGUUGUGUCAUAUAUGUGAUUGGAAAGUUUAACUGCUUGUCCACAAUGAGACUUCUAUCCUCAUUUUGAAUCUGUCUCCCAGUUAACCUCAUAUCCACCAGUUUUGUUCCAUCAAGCCUUAAGGUGGUGUUCCUCUUGGGCCCAGAUGGAUUUUUAGAUACACCCCAUUUCUGUGGUGAGGACUGCCUAAGGAAGCCAUCUUGUUUUCCUCAGGAACACAGAGCUGCUAUGGUAAUCAGCUUCUUGAGAAGCCAAUUUUGACCCCAUUUUUGCAUUUCCUGCUUUUCUGCACUCAAUGAAGCAUGUGAUGUAAACUUUCUGUCACCACAUGCUGACACCGUACAUAAAAGCAUGUCCUUGGAGAUGGAAGGAUGGGGAUCAGAACUGGUAUUAGCAGGAGGGUGACUGACUGUGGCAGAGAAGGCUGACUUUGAGCCUAGGGCUCAAGAUUUUGUACAUUAAAGUCCAUGCACACAAAUUACUAGCUUGUAAAAAGACAUUUGUUGUAUUGCUGGAAGUAAAGAACAUUUGCGGUUUGUAGGAAUGGAAGUGGUGAGACAGAAUUAGCCAAGUUUACAGGUAUGUUGAUAGAGGUAUGAAAGACAGAGAAGUCUGAGGUGAGAGUUGAGUUUGUCAGGGCUAUGAGAGCUGAACAAGGGAAGAAAAUGCCAUUUAUCAGGAAAAUUCAUGAAAAGGGAUGCAGUGCUUGCUGAUUAAAAGUAGUAUAACUGUUUCUGGGAAAGAAUGUUGGAAAUAAAUUCUCUGAAAUGUUUGAAGUCUUUGCUCACAAUACCUUAAUGUACAAAUGGUGUCAUUUAUUUCAGACAGUACACAGCAUUGUAGAACACGUAUUCACCUUCAACAUUUAAGAGAUGUCCCAUAGUUUAUCUGCAUUUUUGGCAUACUAAGCAGUCCUUAUUGAGAAUAGUCCAGGUUCCUGUUAUUUGUUGAAGGUCAGUGAAUUGGUGCACACUGUACAAGUCCUCCACAUCCCAGUUUUAGGAAGGUACUGCUACAAAUAUUUACAGGAGGGUGUAAUCUGUCUUUAUUGUAUUGUUAAUGCUGAUAUGUAUCCACCUAUAAUCUGUUUAUUCCAAAGUAACCCUAGUUAGUAAAGCCAGCUAGACUAGACUGCAAAUGGUGGCAGCUGCCCAUAGGUUUAUGGCAUUUCUUUGAAAGCCUCAAUUCCUUUUUAUUACAUCUCAGCUGGUGGCUAAAGGGACCAAUCUUCAAUUUACAGGACCUGCCAUAGGUAUAACAUCUAUAAUAGGUAGCUCACAAUUAUAACCCUGCUGAUUACACUCACACAUGCUGUAGACUGGAGUGAAGAACUUAUUUCAGCCCAAGGGCCACAUUUGUUUCUGGGUAGCCUUCUGAGGGCUGCCUGCCAGUGGUGCACAGGGCCAGAGGCAAAAGUGAAUGAAGCAACAAUGGUUAAUUUUACCUUUCAUACCAGUAGGCUAGUUUCUUCAUGCUCACACAUUCCUCUCUAUUCUUCACCCAGGCAAGCAAGAAGCAUGAUCAGAAUUCAAUGAAAUAAAUGAAAUAAAACAGUUCUUCACCUGGCCCCAGAUAUUCAUAAGGCUUGCUGCUGGUGUCAGGCAAGCUUUUCUAGGAAAGACAGGGCAGUAUAGCUGGAAAGACCCAAUCAGAGUCCCUGAAAGUGGGGAGAUCUAAAGAAGGGCCUCCUGGUAUAAUAUUAGUAGUUCAGGAGGUUCUUGUGGAAGAAGGCAGCCUUUGAAAUUCUGCAAGCAAUAAAAGGGCAUUAGGCUGUCAGUGAGGUGCUUAUAGUUAACAAGCCACCUUUGGUGUAAACAGCAUACUUACUGCAGAUUUAUUUAUCCCCUUGUGUAUAUCAAAACUUUCCUGAUAUCUGUACAUGCUGGCUACUCUUAACAUACAUGUAUUAGAGCUAUGACAUAAUUUAUAGCUUUUGGUAAUAUGUCAUAUAAUUAAUCGCCUUCACCCAGGGCAUAACCAGCACAAUGGACGCUAAAUAAACUGCUCGCAACUGUGAUUCAACUUGCAGCCUUAGUUGCUUAACAACUAGUUUAAUGUUCUUAGCAGUCUUGCUCUCCACAAUACAUAACGUAGUAACAAACAAAAACAAUAUCCCCACCCCACCGUGCAGCCAUAUGGUAGCUGCUAUGAUCUGGUGUAAUAUUUGAUUACUUGCCCAACUGACAUGCAAAGAUUUAGCUGUCCUUCCCACAUGCUGUUCCGUUCCCUUUUUAUGUUCCUUUAGUUCAUUUCCUACUUAUGUACAUACCUAGCUGAAACCAUCCCUGCCCCCCAGAAAUCUGCAGAGGCCCAAUCUACAGCAGCUAGGUCAUAAUUUAAUUGUUAAGAGACUAUUUACUUGCUGAUAGUUUUGUACGAAACAAAGUAAUUAUAUGGCUGGCUUGUUUUGGUUUUUUUAACAUUCCAAUUGUAUUUACAAUCUCUUCCCUUUAUUUCUAUGUACAGUAUUACCAUUAUUAAUUGCCAAAGAAAAAAAUCUUCAGUAGUACCAGUGCUAAAAAGAUGGGCAAAAUUAUGUUUUGCUUAAAAAACUAAAAGUGCUAAAAAGAUGGGCAAAAUUUUGUUUUGCUUAGGACAACAACAUUCCUACCUAAUGCUGGCCUUGGGCUCUGAUCCAGCUUUCCUGAUGCCCUCUGCCCCAGCCCACAGCUCCCAUUAUCCAAACUAAACUCCUUUGCCUCAUGUCCUGUUUGCUUACAUUUGCAGCAGAGUCCACAGGUUCACAGCAAAACUGGAGCAAGACUAUUAUUAUCAUGUUUAAUGCUAAUCUCAUCUAACAUGCAGGUCAAAUAUUUGCUAAAGAUCCUCUUUAAACUGGCCUUUCUGUUUGCAGCAGCCAGAAAAUAUCUUAUAGUUUGCCUGUUUAUGCCUAUUCAGAAUAAAGCCUCAUUUGAGUUCUAUGGCACUUACUGCCAAGUAUGUGGGUAUAGCAUUGCAGAUGUAGUCUCUUUUUGAUGGACAAGGCUGGCCCUACCAUUGGGCAGAGUGAAGCAGCCACCUCAGGUGGUAGAUGCUAGGGGGAUAAAAGUGGAGGCAAGAUGUUGGGAGAGAAUUGCCUGUGCCACACACAGCCUCCCCUGCUGCCCUCAGGCAUGGUGGAGGAUGCAGUCCCACUGCAAAUGGAGAAAGAAGACAUCUGAAGGCCGCCCUGCAUAGGGAAGUUUUGUAAUGUUUAAAUAUGUUUUUAUAUAUGUUGGAAGCAGUCCAGAGUGGCUGGGGCAACCCAGUCAGAUGGGUGGGGUGCAAAUAAUAAAACUAUUUUUAUUAUUACAUGUAUUUUGCCUUGGUACUAAAUCGCAUUAGGGUUUUGUUUGACAGCAUGAUUACAGAAUCAAAUCAAAUAGAUGCUCAGUUAAAGGAGCCUUAGCAUUUAGGGUAAAAUUGGUAGAACAGCAAAGUCUUUCCCACAGAUUUUUAUUGUUAAAGCUCUUCAGAGGGAAGCAGUAACAAUAUUAUUGAUGUUAACAUCUUCCCCUCCAAUAAUUUUUCUCCAUGGAUGAGCUCCAAUAUUGGAAGUGAAUUUAACUGGAUGAGAAGCAUUUUGGCAGGGAACUAUGGAAAAUUAAGUACUGAGUGGAAGGAGGGUUCGGAUCCUCUUACCCUUCUGAUUAUUUGCCUUAAAAAUCAAACCUACACAAGUCUACAGGGUGGGUAGUAUAGCACACAGAGAAAGGAGUGAUAAAAUUUGCUAGGCUACAGUCUGUGAGGAACAGUCCUCCUCCCUCCCUUUGUGUAUGCUCUGUUUACAAUUCCCCCUGCAUUUGCACCCAUAAGCUUGUCUCUUACUUGCCUAGCACCAAGGACCAUGAGGUUGUGUAAACAUCUGUACAGCUUUUUUAUCUUCUACUUAACAUUGUCAUUUGCUUUAGAGGCCCUUUAACCCUGUUCAUCUGAGGGAUCAGCCAAAGAAUGAAAAGCAGAAUGAUGUGUGUGGGUGUGUGGGUGUGUGGGUGGGUGGGUGUGGGUGUGUGUGUGUGUGUGUGAGAGAGAGAGAGAGAGAGAGAGAGAGAGAGAGAGAGAGAGAUGAGGAGGGAAGGAGAGGCUGUGUCCAUGUCUAUUUCUCCAUGGAAUCCACACUAUGGGCUGCCUUUAGGAGAUGUAGUACUUCUGUUGGAAGCCUCAAAAGUGGGACAGCAUUAGGCUUUAAUCAGCAACGGAGGAGGCAGCUGUGGGGUAAAUAUGCUUUAAUGCCUCUUAAGUACACUUUCCCUGCCCAAUCCACUUUCCCCUGUUGGGCAGUGAAGUAAAAAGAAACAAAAGCCUAUCUAGCCAAUUCAGAGGGGUUUUGUUAACUGGCUUCAUUAUUCAAUUAAAAUGUCUAACGGUGCUGUAGAAACUCAUUUAUAGAAAAUGGUCUGGCACAUUUAAAGUUUACACAUGUAGAGUAAUUGCUUCCAUUGGAAUGUUAUGUUCAUAUAGUAUUCAGGAGUAUUUACAUAGGUGAUACAAUAUAAAAUCCAAAAUGCUAAUGAGUUUCUAAAACUUAUUUAAGAGUCAUUCCCUAUAAAUAGGCCAUGUUUGAUUAGUCUUUAAGUUUGCAAUCUUAUACAUACUGAUUACAGUGUAAAAUCUUACAUGCACACUGAAAUCACUAGGAUUUUCUUCUGGAUACGAAUGCAUGGGAUUGUGCUUUGAAUCUUUCACCAUCUGUUGUAUAAGUAAGAGUCCUCACAUGUAAUUCCCAAGUAUAAAACUCAUUUAUCAAAUAAUUCAUUCAAAGCAGUAUGCUUCUGGUUUACAAUGAUAUUCAUUUUAUAAUGAGGAGCUCAGAAAAGUUUUAAGAAAUUAUUUCAAAUCAUCAUUUUAAACAAUAUUUCUACUGACAACUCAGAAGUCCUCUUGUGAAUAUGUAGGUUUUAUAUUGUAUAGCUUCUACAAAAUAUUGGUAGAGCUUCAUAAAAUACAGUAAGAAUAAUUACUUCACUCUAAUUAUGAUUCUAUUUUUGCAUGAAAGUACAUUUGAAAACUAGCUGUGAGCUCAAAAACUCAACAGGCCAUUUCCUAAAAAUAAGAACAGUCUUCUCCAGCACAUCUAAAUAUUUUAUUUUUGUUUUAGGUAUGGGUUGCUGCAACUUUAAUGGCAACUUUCUGCAAUUUUAAAUCCCACACCUACCAAAAAAGUUUUAAGAACAGCUUACAACAUAUAAUUUUAAAAAGCAUAAUGAUUAAUCUCCAGGUUUUGUGGCACCAGUUCUUAUCCUGCUUAUCUUCACGUGCUUUGGAGGUGUGGUAAACUAGAUUUCUACAUCCAUAAUCUACAGUGUUGUCUGCCAAUAUCAUAAUGGUGUUGAAAAGUUGUGCGCUCCGCAUGCAAGGAUCAAUGUGGCAAUUGUUCUUGGUACGGAAGUAUGAAGCUCUUCUGAUUCCUAAUCCUCAUUAAUCUUACUCCUUGUACACAACAAGCAAUAGCAACUGCCUUUGUUAGCUCCCCUCUAAUUUUUCUAGCAGUUAAUUCUGUUUGUCUGUGUCAUACACCAGAUGCCUAUUAUUACCUUCACAGGUGUGUAACACAGCAAAGACUAGUAUGAUGGCAAGUGAGGAUACCAAACAUGGAGAAUCAGAAGGAAAGGAGAGCCAAAGAACACUCAGCCCUGGGUACAAAGCUCACAGAAAAUAUAAAACAGCUACAGAAGCCUUGGGUGUGUGCCAGCACAUUUCAGCCAGUCCUGUUAGAGCCACCCAUGGAAGCAGGGCAAGGGGGAUAAAGUGAAGGGACUGCCUCAGAAGAAUGUACUUUGAAUUAACCAGAAGUCUGCUGGUAAUCCUUACUGCAUUAAUCCACUUGACGCUAUCAAUUUAAGAGAGGACCCCAGCUAUAGGAGGUAUUUGAAUAUCACCAUCUCAAUUGAUGCUCUGCAAUCUUAGGAAAUCAAGUCCUUUUAAUAUAGUGCCUUGUGGGGGUAUUUCCUAAUGUUAGGUGGCAGUGCCACAUUGUGGGUUCUAUCAGUUAGUGCAGCAAGUACUGUUUCCCGCUUCCUCAGGAUAUCCCCUAAAUUGCAGGAUGUUCAACCUGAAUGGGUUCUCAAGAUCAAGCACUUUUAGCAGCUGUUUUGUAUUCUAAUGCUUGGACAACUACAGGAAGUUUGCUUUUAAGAUGCUCUUUUAUCAAUUUAUAUAUCAUAUAUUACUCCUUUCAUAUUUCUGGGAAGCAUGUUGAUCCUCUAAUUUACUGAGUGCAGGUGUGAAACAUGUACUCCUGAGCUACCUCAGUCUGGCUUCAAGUUGUUUUGGGACCUAGUCCGCAUUAGUGGUCCUGAUGGAUGACCUUGAUCACAGGAGUGUGUGACCCUGCAGCUCACUCUUUUUUGACAACAAUCAUUGUACCCACUUGGACCAGCAGUGCUGGGUGGGGAUUUGUGGCACUUUACUUCACUGGUUCUGUACCUUUCUGCAGGACCUUUCUGAGAAUGACUCUGGAGGACUAUAAACCGCUGGCAUUUUUACUAUUGGGUCUCUCACGGUACCAUCACAUCCCCAAUGCUUCUAAACAUCUACCACGUUACCUAAAUGACCACUUUAUCCCUUAUAAACUGGCCAGAUCACAGCACUCUUCUGAAACCCUCCUGACAUAGAUUAAGUUUCUACGGGAACCAACAUUUAGCAUAGCAGCACAGGUGCUCUGGAACAUUGUUUCAAGACUUACCACUUUGAUAAUUUGUCGCCGAUAAAAGUUGCUUUCUCCAGUCAUUUUUAAACGAUUUAUUUGAUUCCUUGUUGGUAAUUUGAUCUGUAUUUUAUGUUGUUUUAUUGUACUGUAUACUGACAUGAUUUUUUUCCUAUGACUUGGCAGUUCAUACACUUAGAAACAGAAAAUAAAUAAAUAAUGUAGAGAAAUUCC
Messenger RNA from Podarcis lilfordi (Lilford's wall lizard), 18074 nucleotides. The record is from the annotation of a GenBank genome assembly. Lineage: Eukaryota; Metazoa; Chordata; Lepidosauria; Squamata; Lacertidae.